AUGCCUAUCGCUCGUGAUGCAGAGUCCGUCGUCGGCAGCGUCAUCGGCAGUGACAUGGGCAGCGAUGUCGACAUGGGAAGCGCCAGUGAGGUCGAACCCGAUGAUUUCGACGACGACUUUGUCGAUCUGGGCGGUGUUCUCGAAGACCAGGAAGACAACCAACAUGCCGAUGCUCUGGAAGCCGACGUGAGCGUCCCUCCCCACGACCCUCUCGACGAGUCUGAAGAGGAACACGACAGCGACAAGGAGAAUGCGCCUCUCCCGGCCAGCCAGCAGAGCCAUCGAUCGCAAGCCUCACCCGAUCCCGCCCACAGCCUGCUACCAAGUCGGGCUGUGAUGGACGAAGACGAGGACGAACUGCCUGGUCCCCGCAUCAACACGAGAAGAGGCAGGCGCAGCGCUCUCGCUGAUGACGAUGCCGAGGGCCAAGCUGACCAAAGCUCUCUCCAGCCCGGCCCCUUCGAGGCCAUUAUUCAUGGUGAGGAUGUCGCAGCUCAAGCCACUUCCUCUUCGGACCGGGCUCGCAUCCCACUCGCGGACAUCUCGAGCCAGAUCGUCGAUCCAAGCAUGGUCCUUUCGCGCUCCAACACCACAUCACCCGUCGCGCAACAUGCUCAGCUUCCGACGACGAUUGAAGCCGAGGAGCGAGACCCGCUCAUCUUCUCGCCCACGGCGGGCGACGACAUGGACGAAUCUUUCCGCACCGAUGACAUUCCUUCGCAAGCUGCUGACCUUGGCCGCUUCUUCGAGUCAACUAUGCCAUCCUCAACAGCGAACAAGCCCAACCCACUCGCUUCGCAGCCUCCGCGCAAGUCUUUCUGGGAUGAGACCCAGACGCAAACGCAGAGCCAAGACCAAGGAGCCAGAGCCAGCCAAUUAUCCGCUGCUGCCGGCCGGCCGCAUGCAAACGAAGUCGCAAGGGUUAUGGCUCGCGACCCGUCGGGCAACUCGGCACUGGAAGCCUUCUUUAACGCAACCCAGGACGAGGAGCUGCGUGGGGAGAGUCUCGACAUCUUUGCGAACCCCAAGACCGCCCAAGCAGAGGCACAUGGACUUACCGCGCUGUUCAACGACGGCCGUCCUUCGCCUUUCGGUCACAGUCAAGCAUCGGCUGAGCCUCCCAAGCUCAGCGCCGGCGCCCGGGAUGCCUCUUCCAUGCCACCGCCAAAGUCGACCGAGGUCGACGCUUUCGCCGCGCUCCGCAAGGCGCAGAUGGGAGCGGCCAUGGAGCUGCUCGAUCCGACGCCCUCUGCAUUGCCGAGCUUCGACGAGAGUCAGGCGGAGCGCGACGCUUACGCUCAGCUACAGCGCGGCGGCUCCAGCGCACACGUGUCGCCCGAGAAGAUGUACAUGAAUCGCGACGGCUUCUUCACUCAGACCACGCCAAGCCAGCGGCCGGGUUUCUGGUCUCAGUACGACACGCAGAGCCAGUCGCAGAGCCAAGAUCCUGCGGCAAGCAAAGGAAACCGCGCCAUCACUGAUGCUGCCUGGCAGCGUCCUGUGCCUAGCAACUCUGCGCGUCGAGGCAGCGAGGGCAGUCUCAUCGGCCCCAAAUUGGGCGAGAAGGACGUGCUGGAGGACGAGGAGGAGCAGGACGUCCCUGUACAGCUCAAGCGACUUCGCCGCGGUGGCGCAAGGGUUCUACAAGCAGCAGAGGAGGAUGCCGACGCUCGCGACAAUGCCGACAAGCGCAGCGGCUCAUCUUCCGGUCAGCCAGAGGGCAGACCUCGCGACGCUUUCAAGAUCCUGCUCGGUCGCACGUUGCCGACCGAAGAGGACGAUACGGCCAUCAGAGACAAGAAGCGCAAGUCUGCCUUCAUCGAGGGCGAGGCAGAAGAGUCGGAAGAUGAGGAUCUCGGCGAGCAGAAGCGCGGCGAUGGCGGCGGGCUCAAGGGCGUCUUUGCGGACGAGAAUGGCAGCGACUCGGGCAAAGACGAGGACGAGGAUGACGAAGAGGACGAGGAUGCGGAAGACCUGCAAGAGCUGGUCGACAACGAACGCGACAUCGACGAGGCGCAGAAGGACGAGGUGGCACGCGCGCGCUUCCGCGAAGACAUGGAGGCGCGGGACCGCGAGGAUCUCGAGAUCCACCAAAAGGCGAUCCAGGGCGGCUACCGCAAUCGAAGAGGUCGCGGCGCCGGUCUCAAUAGUAUCGAGGGCUUCCUCGACGACGACGCCGAUGAAGAAGAGCUGCAGAGGCGUGCUGCCCUGGGCUUGCACAUGUCGAGCUCUGCUUGGAAGAAGCGAAAGCUGCUCGACGGCACGCAAGACGGCAUGGACGCGCUGGCUGCGCACGACGAGGCCAAAGCAUUUGUUCACAGCUAUGUUGCGACGCACAAGAUCGAACACGAGUCCGACAAGUACGACUUUCUGCUGCCGCAGCCCGGCGAUGCGGACGCUGAGGCGCAGGACAGCGACGAGGAUGACGAUCAGGACGAGGCUCGGGACGGCCGCGUUGACGAACGCGAAGAUGCAGACGAUGAUGAAGGCGACGAUGAACAAAAAGCAGAACUUGAAGACGUCGAUGAGGACGCCUUUGGACCUGUGGUGACAAAGCAGCCGCGCAAGAUCCGGUACGACGAUGUCCGAGCUGCGAUUCGCGAGCGCCGCAAGGCGAAGAACCGCGGCGCCCUUGACGAUGACGAGAAUGACGACGAAGGGCAGCGCAGGCAUCGAGACGGCCGCAGUGGCUCGGAUGGCUCGGAUUCCGAGGAGGAGGACGCUGGCGAAAGGCUGGCUUCUGCCUUGCGCAGUCGCGUUCGAGGCGAUGGCAGCGGCAGUGGUUCGGCAGAGGUCGAGGGCGGUGCUGAUGCUGCCGCUCCAGCGUCUCGCAGACCGCAUCUUGGUAUGCAGUACGGACGUGCCAAAGCACGAGGCACUGUCGCAGCGCCGGCUCGCGAGGAGGCUGAAUGCAUGGAUGUAGACGUGCAGCCCGUAGCCUCGGCCGGGGUGGGCGAAGGCGACGAGGAAGCAUCUGGUUCGCUCUCGCUUAUGGCGCGGCUGCUCAAAAGGCCGGCCGCCUCUGCGCGCAGGGCAGCUUUGGCCAGCCAGAGUUUGUCCAUGUCGCUAGACACGCUCGAGGAAGCCGAGCCCGAGUGGGGCAACGAAGCGAAUCUCGUGAGGGCGCCCAAGGCUACGGCUGGCGGCGCUUCGCAGGCGUCGUCAUCAGCAAUGUCGGCGGGCAAGAGCGCGCUGCCGCUGGGCCCGUCUGCCAACGUUGCCAGGACGGGCAGCAGAGGCGCCGCACCGAUGCUCAGCUCCAAGCAGGAGAUCAUGCGUCGCGGCGGCGGCUUUGUGGGCUCGUCGGCGUCGCAGUAA
Molecule: messenger RNA, 3318 nt
Organism: Moesziomyces aphidis
Lineage: Eukaryota; Fungi; Basidiomycota; Ustilaginomycetes; Ustilaginales; Ustilaginaceae
Source: the annotation of a GenBank genome assembly